CCGAGCUGCCAGUGUCCGUCUCCUCGCUUUCUGAGAACCGGUGUCUCCCACAUAUCACCUGCUAGUUAUUUCAAGCUUUAUUGAGACCGGUUUCAUCUUCGAACGAAUUCUGUCAUUUGCGUUGGUUUGAGGGUGUCCAUUGGACUCCACUCCAACCUGUUGCCCUGGAUACCACGCUACUGUGUUUGCCAAAAACUCGCCAACGCUGCAAUCUGAACUCGUUCCCUGCUCUCAUUCGACUCCGAAGCGCACAAAUCCAGCUUUUAUUUCAAUCACAUUUACUAAGCAAAUUUGUGAGGGACGCCCUGCUUCUUUACUAACCGGCGAUCGCCCAAACUUCCUCAGGGUCUAUUAGGCCACAUUGCGCGAUCCCCGCCAUGUCUAGCUUCGACAGUGGCGACGAGCUCGCCUAUCUGAUGCCAGGCUUCGACCUCAAUUCUUUAACCGUACCGCGGCUUCGAUCGAUCCUUGUGAGCCAUGACGUUCCUUAUCCGACAUCCGCAAAGAAGGCGCAGCUCAUCAGCAUCGUGGAAUCCGAGGUCCUACCCAAGGCCAAGCAGCUCUUGCGCCAACGAGAUCGCAUCAAGAGAACGAGUGAAGGUAUAAUCGACAUGCCCAGUAGUCAAGAGAGUAUGGGAGAGGAUGAAAGCAAGACUCGACGUUCAAAAGCCCCGCCAGCAACGCCGUCAACCAGAAGAGGCAAAUCACGGCCCAGUACUCGACAAUCCACUGUCGAGGUUGAUGAUAAUAUCCCACCACCGUCUACAAGCCGGAGAAGAACUACGAGGUCAGCUGCCAAACAUCCACGUGCGUCUGACACCGAAGAAACCGGUGAAGAUAUGACCGCGAUAGAAGCUACUCCUCGGACGACAGGGCGGAAAUUAAGAAAGAGCGAAGCAUAUCCGACACCGCAUGAAUCCACGGCGUCUCUUCAGGAAACGCCUGUGCCGGUGAAGUAUGAAACUCGAAGUGCCAGCGUCUUUACGGAUGAUAAUCCCUUCCAGAGUGGAUCGCCGGUGGAAACCCCCCGUGCUCGGGGGGUUAGUAGUGAACUAAGACGGAAGAGUACGCCAAGGUACUCCACACCAGCCAGAGCAGCAGCGGAUGAAAGGAGGAAACGGAAGAGCGAGUUCUUAGCCUCUCCUAGUCUAAAGCAAGAGGACGGCGUCAGGGUACCAACCAGAUCAACAUUUGACGCACCUGUUUUCGGCCUUAGGUCUUUGAAGGCAGAGGAGUCUGAAGAAGACGAUCUGGAGCCCGGAGAAGAGUUUACCCCUGAUGAACAGCUCGCUUUGACGCAAGCACAAGCUACACCCCGAAAGCCAGUUGUGAAAAGAAAACCCGCGAAGCGGGGAGGAGGGGGAACACAAGCUGUGUCAUGGUUCGUGAUUGUUACGCUGCUAUCCGCCAUUGGCAUGUGGUGGAGGAAGGAAAAAAUCGAAAUAGGGUACUGCGGCGUUGGCAAGCCACACUGGUCUCUUGAAGGUACAAAGGUUCCCGAAUGGGCCUCCGUAAUAGAGCCAAAAUGCGAACCUUGCCCACAACAUGCCUUCUGCUACUCCGGUCUGCAAGCUACCUGCGAGCAAGAUUUUGUCCUGAAACCACACCCAUUGUCUCUAGCAGGCUUUAUUCCUCUGCCGCCAACAUGUGAACCGGACAGUGACAAACUGCGCCGGGUCAAGGUCGUUACAGACAAGGCUGUUGAUGAAUUGAGAGAACAGAGGGCCAAAUAUGAGUGUGGAGAGGUGGGCAAAGAUGGUAGUAAGGAAGUCACCUCUCCUGAGAUGACGGCCGCCGAACUAAAGCAACGAGUUAGCAAAUCCAAACGGAAGGGAAUGAGCGACGAAGAGUUUGAGGAACUUUGGAGGGGAGCUCUUGGUGAAAUUACUGGUAGGGAGGAGGUGAUGACAGCCACGAAAGGCCCAGCCUCAGCCAAGAUCAUCACGUUUAGUUCGUCAUCCCUCGCAAAACUCUCCCUCGUCUGCGCCGUCAAGCGGCACCUCAGACUCUCUCUCCUCGCAUAUCGACUCCCUAUUCUCUUUUUAGCGUUUUCCAUAUCUGCUGUUGGAUAUGUGCGCUCUCGCAUUCUCGCUAAACGUUCCGAUGCUGCGCGUGUUCCGUCCCUGGUCAGUAUGACUCUCGAUCGCUUGGCGACACAAGCCGCGUUACAUGCUCGUGGAGAGGCACUGGAACCCUGGAUUUCGGUCGGGCAACUCCGUGACGAUGUUCUACGAGAUGAACUGAAGAGAAGUCGGCGGGAAGAGCUUUGGAAUCGAGUCAAGAGGAUUGUGGAGGGAAAUGCAAACGUGCGAGCAGCUGUGCGAGAAGGACGUGGGGGAGAUGUGUCGAGGGUUUGGGAAUGGAUUGGGGGUAUCAAGGCAAUUGGCGGAGAGUUGGAAUCCCCGACCCAUCGACCAGAGGGUUCGAGAGUCCGGUUCUCAUUGCUACCAUCGGAAGCAGGGGGGCCCGCGAAGGAGGUUUCUGAAAGUCGAGAGAUGAAGAAGUGGGAUGAAGGGAGACCGGUCUAUUGAUCAUGCCCUUGCCGUGUCCAGGGCGUUGUUGCUCCUUUGCAUAUAUUUACUACGGUGUUCCUUUGAUUUUUAUUUCUUGUCGAGCUGCUACUAAUAGGCAGUAUUGGGCAGGUCAGGCUCUUGUAUCUUUUCUUUCUUUUUACCUUUCUGGGUGGGGUUGUGUUGGGUUUUUCCAUUAUACUGUCAGUUACUCUUGGACAAGAUAUCCAGUGCUUCACUUUCAUGCGGCAAAAUUAUUCCGCG
Coccidioides posadasii C735 delta SOWgp is the source of this 2774-nucleotide messenger RNA. RefSeq names its product inner nuclear membrane protein enriched at telomere/subtelomere region. The record is from RefSeq and is a predicted model, not a curated record. Gene Ontology annotation, molecular function: chromatin binding. Lineage: Eukaryota; Fungi; Ascomycota; Eurotiomycetes; Onygenales; Onygenaceae. Gene Ontology annotation, cellular component: nuclear inner membrane.